GAAGGAUUAUUAAUAGAUCCAAUUGGAAACCCACGAACAGUGAGAAUAUAUACCCGUGAUACAAAUGCAAAUAAUAUCAUUUUUCAAGAUCAUAUUAAUCCUCAAUCCGUUACUUCCCAGGUUCUCCCUGGAAAUGAGCGAGAAUUGCGAUUUUGUUUUAGGUUGUACAAAAUACAAAAUACUUGCCGACCCAAAUCGGACUGA
Molecule: messenger RNA, 204 nt
Organism: Dentiscutata erythropus
Lineage: Eukaryota; Fungi; Glomeromycota; Glomeromycetes; Diversisporales; Gigasporaceae
Source: the annotation of a GenBank genome assembly